Trichechus manatus latirostris (Florida manatee) is the source of this 6782-nucleotide messenger RNA. RefSeq names its product exocyst complex component 8 (gene EXOC8). Bases 107 to 2278 code for a protein of 723 amino acids. Gene Ontology annotation, biological process: intracellular protein localization; Golgi to plasma membrane transport; exocytosis. The record is from RefSeq and is a predicted model, not a curated record. Lineage: Eukaryota; Metazoa; Chordata; Mammalia; Sirenia; Trichechidae. Gene Ontology annotation, cellular component: exocyst. The transcript has a single exon.
CUCAGCUCGCUUCGUCCUGCUUCCUCAGCCUGGACCUCAGUAGAGGUGGGGUGGGUGUCGACCGCGGCAGCGAUAGUGACAGUGACUGCCCGCGAGCCGGACGGAAAUGGCGAUGGCGAUGUCGGACAGCGGGGCGAGCCGUCUGAGGCGGCAGCUGGAGUCGGGCGGCUUCGAGGCGCGGCUGUACGUGAAGCAGCUCUCUCAGCAGUCGGACGGGGACCGGGACCUCCAGGAGCACCGGCAGCGCAUCCAGGCGCUGGCGGAGGAGACGGCGCAGAACCUGAAGCGCAACGUGUACCAGAACUACCGGCAGUUCAUAGAGACGGCCCGCGAGAUCUCCUACUUGGAGAGCGAGAUGUAUCAGCUUAGCCAUCUGCUCACCGAACAGAAGAGCAGCCUGGAAAGCAUCCCGCUCACGCUGCUUCCUGCCGCCGCCGCCGGAGCCGCCGCGGCCUCUGGUGGGGAGGAGCGAGGUGGGGCGGGGGGCCGAGACCACCUCCGAGGUCAGGCCAGCUUUUUCCCCACCCCCGGGGGCGCCUCCCGCGACUGUUCAGGUCCGGGCGAGGAAGGAAAGCAACGCACCCUCACCACCCUGCUUGAGAAGGUGGAAGGCUGCAGGCACCUGCUAGAGACACCGGGACAGUACCUGGUGUACAACGGGGACCUGGUGGAGUACGAGGCGGACCACAUGGCCCAGCUGCAGCGGGUGCAUGGCUUUCUCAUGAACGAUUGUUUGCUGGUGGCCACCUGGCUGCCACAGCGGCGGGGGAUGUAUCGCUACAACGCUCUCUAUCCCCUAGAUGGCUUGGCCGUGGUCAAUGUCAAGGACAACCCACCCAUGAAGGACAUGUUCAAGCUACUCAUGUUCCCCGAGAGCCGCAUUUUUCAGGCGGAAAAUGCCAAAAUCAAACGGGAGUGGCUUGAAGUGCUGGAAGAAACUAAGAGGGCCCUCAGUGAGAAAAGACGAAGGGAACAGGAGGAGGCAGCAGCCCCCCGAGGGCCAUCCCAAGUGACUGCCAAGGCCGGUAACCCAUUCGAGGAUGAAGAAGAAGAAGAACCAGCUGUUCCUGAGGUAGAAGAAGAGAAGGUGGACCUCUCAAUGGAAUGGAUCCAGGAGUUACCUGAAGACCUGGAUGUCUGUAUUGCCCAGAGGGACUUUGAAGGGGCCGUGGACCUGCUAGAUAAGUUGAAUCAUUACCUGGAAAAUAAGCCCAGUCCACCUCCUGUGAAAGAAUUGAGGGCCAAAGUGGAUGAGCGUGUCCGCCAGCUCACUGAGGUAUUAGUUUUCGAACUCUCCCCGGGUCGUUCCCUGAGGGGUGGUCCCAAGGCUACUCGCAGAGCUGUUUCUCAACUAAUCCGGCUGGGCCAGUGCACUAAGGCUUGUGAGCUGUUUUUGAGAAACAGAGCAGCAGCUGUGCAUACUGCAAUACGACAGCUUCGCAUUGAGGGUGCCACUUUACUCUAUAUUCAUAAGCUGUGCCAUGUCUUCUUUACCAGCCUUCUGGAGACUGCAAGGGAAUUUGAAACAGAUUUUGCAGGCACUGACAGUGGAUGCUACUCUGCCUUUGUGGUCUGGGCGCGGUCAGCCAUGGGCAUGUUUGUGGACGCUUUUAGCAAGCAGGUGUUUGAUAGUAAAGAGAGCCUUUCUACAGCAGCAGAGUGUGUAAAGGUGGCCAAGGAGCAUUGUCAGCAGCUGGGAGAUAUUGGACUAGACCUCACCUUCAUCAUCCAUGCCCUUCUGGUGAAAGACAUCCAGGGGGCCUUGCACAGUUACAAAGAAAUCAUAAUUGAAGCCACUAAGCACCGGAACUCUGAGGAGAUGUGGAGGAGGAUGAACUUGAUGACUCCGGAGGCCCUGGGUAAACUCAAAGAAGAGAUGAAGAGUUGCGGGGUGAGUAAUUUUGAGCAGUACACAGGGGAUGACUGCUGGGUGAAUCUCAGCUACACUGUGGUUGCCUUCACCAAACAGACCAUGGGCUUCUUGGAAGAGGCCUUGAAGCUGUAUUUCCCAGAGCUGCACAUGGUACUUUUGGAGAGCCUGUUAGAGAUCAUUUUGGUUGCUGUUCAGCAUGUGGAUUAUAGUCUUAGGUGUGAGCAGGAUCCAGAGAAAAAGGCCUUCAUUAGGCAGAAUGCAUCCUUUCUAUAUGAAACAGUCCUCCCUGUGGUGGAGAAAAGGUUUGAAGAAGGUGUGGGGAAACCUGCCAAGCAACUCCAAGACCUGAGGAACGCAUCCAGACUUAUUCGUGUGAAUCCCGAAAGUACAACAUCAGUGGUCUGAUGCAUGGAUUGAUUUAUAUGUAGAUACACAUAUAUUGCUUAUAUGUUAUUUAUAUUAAGUUACAUUAGUAUGUUGUUUAUAGUCUCAAACACAGCUUAAAAUUAAAUGAUGCUCUCUGAGAUAGAAAUGCAAAAUCAAAAGGAGAAAGAAAAAAUAUUAAGCCAAAAUAACAAAAAGGAUGGAAUAUUAAAACAUACACUUUCCUUUCAAAUUAUGCUAAUUUUCUAAUGAAUAUGUGGUCACAUUAUAGUAUUUCAGCUUCUCCUUUGAGUCAAAACACACAUUCUUACAGUAUGUAUUAUGCAGCACAGAGAAGUAAUGUCUGUAAAUCCAUAGAGUUUAAGAAUGUUAUGAAAAAUUUUCCCGUUCACUAAAACGUUAGAUUUCUUGAAGUACAUAAAAGGUGCGAUGCCAUAUAAAAUGCCCUGCCUCAUAUAUUUCCCCACCUUAAAAGGUGAUGGAACAAUUUGGUGAAAAGAAAGGUGUUGGAAAAUUGGUUUUAGGGUCUGUUAUAGUCAAAAGUAUUGUUUCGUCAAACUAGUGUGUGGACUCAGAUACUUCAGUCUUUAUAGAAUACACGGGGAAGCUUUCAUAAAAACUAGCAAACUUUUUGAACAUAAUUUGAAGGGUUAAUUAUUUUCAGCUGCUAAUUAGCAGCUUUAUAAUCUCAAGGACUAUGAUAAAGUAAUUUUUCAGUGUAUUCCUGAAUUGUGUAAAUUUCCAGCUGGAGUUUUUUGUCUUUGUUAUAUUGAAAAAUAAUAAGACACACUGAGGAAGCUGGCAGCAGUUAGUGAUUGUAGCCAUCCCUGUUUCAGUAUAGGUUAUGUAGUGGCUCAGACUUCAUGCAAAUGUAAGGAAAAUUUCAUUGAAACGUUUGUUUAGGUUUCAGGGUUUGGGUGCAUGGGAAAUUAGAAAAAAUCAUAUGCAAAUGCCAUAGUGUUCUCAAGUGUGACUACUUUGAGCAGAGAUUUCUGUUUCUGUUCUGUUCUUGGUAAUGUAGUGGCGAACAGAGAGGCGAGACGGUGUUCCCAAAGCAAAGGGAACACUGAGUCACAAAAGGUGAGAUCCUUCUGUGACUCCUGCUAGAAUGCUCCAUGCUGUUUUCCUUGUUUUAUCUUUUUAUUUUCCUUGCUUUGUUUUUUAAAAUAAUGCUUACUUCAGAUUGUUUAGUAAAACAAAAGUAACUAAAGAAAUUUCCCAAGGUUUCUAAACUAUUGCUUCUAAGCUAUUGGUUAUAUAACAUUUCUCAUACUUUGAAAUUAUGCUUGCUGAGAUCCAUUUCUCCGAUGUUCUUUUUGUCUCUAAGUGCCAUUUUUGAUGCUAAUAAUUUUGAAAGGUCAUUUCUUUUAUCUGAAUAAAAACGGUGAUAUUAAGACUGUGGAAAUUAUGUAAAACCUGACACAGAUCCAAACAGUGAGUUAGGGUUGUAAAACUUGAAAUUACUCUUAUUCCAGACGAGCUUUUUUAUCUUAUUUUUAGCUAUGCAUAUUUAAAACGUUGAAAAUUAUCAAAGUUACAAAUUUUCUUUGACUACUUUUCUCAUAUCACUUUAGGGUUUUCUAAAUAAUAAGACUAACUGGAUAUCUCAGUUGAACAAACACAGUUAUAAUUUGUUUUAAGAUCACUGGGAACUUGAAUUUGAUAAAAUUUUGUGAUUAUUAGAUUUCGUGCCAUUUAAGGUUUCUAAAAUUAUAUUGUAUGAAACAUGUAUUGUGUAAAUAUUUGAUCCUGAGUUCAUGAAAUUAUACUUCUAAAUCAAACUUCUCUUAAGGCGGCACGAAGUUGUAAAAACUUAAAUGUAUAUACUCAGAUAUUUAAAUGGUUGCUUCUUCAUAGAACUGUCUGCUUUUUAAAACUGGAAGUACAGAAUUUUCUUCUGUUAAAUGUGUGUUCCUUAAUCAGAGUUGUUUCUGAAGGAAGUAUGUUUUUUGGUGAAUCAAUUAGUAUGGGAAGUUGAUUAAAGACCACCAAUGUCAUAAUAUACCUUUUUGCCAAGACAGAACAAAUACGUUGCAUUCCUCUUCUCUCUGAUUCUUUUGUUUCAUUUGACUCCAAAACAAGUUCUAAAAAUUGAAUGCAAAAUUAUACUACAUACUGAAAUAUACCACUUACGAAUUGCUUGCCUUUCCUUGUUUGCUUCAAGCUUAACACUGUUGCUUGAACUUGGAAUCACAGACUUGAUUGAAUUAAUUGCUGUCGAAAAAAGAUAUCCUGUGGAAUUAAGUCUCUUUUUGAUUAAAGCCUCAUUUCACUUAUGUGCUGAAAAUGCACUUUUUUGUUUGUUUAAAAUACUACCUAUAGUUUAAUUAUCAGCACUUGUAUUUUACGACUUGAUUUUAUACCUAGGAUUGGGAAUUGGGGACUUAAUAUGUAGUAUAAAAUCAGUAUAUGUAAAUUUUGCUUAUUGAUAUGAUGCUGUGAUAUGAGGGAAUCUGAAAUGUUUUAUAAAAUAAAGCUUACAUUUUUUCUUAACACUGGAUAAAAUUGAUUGAUACUGCAAUAUUAUAUCUAUUUCUCUCCUUUAAUUAGGAUUUAAUAUUCUUCUGUCCCUGUUAACAGAAUAUUCUUUGAAGAACCAAGGCUGUUUUUCCGUUGUUUUUUGGUAUGGGGAGGAUAAGUAGGAAGCUGUUAGCUAAUUUAACUAAGUGUUCUGCUUACUGUCAGAAUUGUGAAUAAAUCAGGCAUCUCAAUAUUUUAGGAUUCCCUUGAAUGGGAAAUUUCAGAUGUACACAACGUGAAUUUACACUAAACUGAAUUUGGAGCCCUGGUGGUAUAGUGGUUAAGAUCUCGGCUGCUAACCAAAACGUUGGCGGUUCGAAUCCACCAGCUGCUCCUUGGAAACCCUAUGGGGCAGUUCUGCUCUAUCCUAUAGGGUCACUAUGAGUCGGAAUCGACUCAGUGGCAGUGGGUUUGGUUUUUUGGUUUGGUACUUACCUAAAUGAAAAAAAUACAAUGUAAGCCACAAGACCUAGGAACUAAAUGACAAAAUUCUGUUUUUGUUUUUGUUUUUUUUUUUUAAAUAAAGUAAUAGAUAUUGAGGGUACUAUCACAUAUAAUUGAUUUAAAUGUAUUUAUUGAAUGCUUAUGUCUAAUUUUUUUGGUGAAUCUAAUGGGUUGGGGUACAAAAUAAAUUUAGACAUGCUUUUUCCUAAGAUGCUUAAAAUUUGGAAAAAUCAACAAAUAUAAAUUAUAAAUAUAAAAACAUAUGCUAAACAGUGUGUUGCAGUUUAAGUACAGUAGGAAAACGGAAGACAGCAGUUAAUUUUGAGGAGUUGGGAAAGUUCUCAUGGGAUUGUUGGCAUUGGAGCUAGUCCUUGAAGAAUGAGCAAGAUUUAGAUCUGCAAAGAAAAAGUAAGAGCAUGACAUGAGCAAAGACACACAAGUGGGAACGUGGCAUUUAUGAAGUGACCUGCUUGAGCAGAUUGCAGAGUGUAAAUUGCACAGCUUUGUGAAAUAAUGCUUGUGUAGAGGGGCGAACCCUAUUGUGAAGAGGUUUGAAAGUCGAUCAUCAGGGUUUAGACUUGUAUUAGCUAUUGCAGAGCUGCUGCGGGUUUUUUAGUUUUUUAAUUAGAGGAAAGAAAAAUUACAAAAGUAAUACAUACUUAUUAAGAAAGCUUCAGUCCGUUCAGAAAGGAACAAGGUCAAAGUCCUCAUCCCCACCCAACCGCUACAACGAUCCCACUCACCAAGGUAACCACUGGUAAGAGUUCCUUGUAUAUUUUUUUUUUCCUGGAAAUUGGAUCAUACCAUAGGCUUGCUAUGAGUCAGAAUCGACUCAACGGCAGUGGGUAUACAUACUGUUCUGCAUCUUGAUUCUUUUCACUUAACAAUUCAGCAUAUUUAAGAUAUCUUUUCACAUCAAUACCUAUAGCAGUACCUCACUGGAUUUUUUUCUGUGAUAGAAUAAUAAUAACAUUGAAUGAACACAUCAUACUUUUGCAUUUCCCAGUUGCUUUGCUGUUCCAGGUUUUUGUGAUUACAAAAAAAAUCCUACAAAAAAGUUUCCUGAAUAUAUAUCUUUGCUUACUUGUAUGAAUAUAUAUAUCUAUAGGACACAUUUCUAAAAAUUGCUCUGCCAAACUGUACAUUUUAAAUUUAGAUAAACAUUGCCAAAUUGCUCACCAGGAAAGUUGUACCAUUUUGCAGUCUCCCCAACAGUAUAGGAGAAAGCCUAUUUCCCUAAAUGCUCGUAUGCAUUUAUUUAUUCAUUCAUUUUUUACUAAUAGGAUUAUUCUGAUUAGUAGUAAGAUUUAUUCAUUCUUAACUAAUCUUACCUGUUAAAAAACAGUAUCUGGUUUUAUUCGUAAUUUUAUGGGGUUGAGAAUUUUUUUUCUAUUAAACUACUUGUUUAUGUCAUUUGCUUACUUUUCUCAGAUUUAUAUUAUGAUUUUUAGGAAUUGAUUGUAUAUUUAGGAAAUCAACCAUAAUGUGGACUCUGUGUUAUAGUUUUUUUUUUUCAUUUAUCAUUUGUUUAUUCAUUUAUUUAUUUUUGUAGGAGCCCUGG